Molecule: messenger RNA, 972 nt
Organism: Botrytis sinoallii
Lineage: Eukaryota; Fungi; Ascomycota; Leotiomycetes; Helotiales; Sclerotiniaceae
Exons: 1
Coding region: 1-972 (323 amino acids)
Molecular function (GO): protein binding
Source: RefSeq, a predicted model, not a curated record
AUGCUUGACGAAGGAGGCAGCGACGAAGGAAGCGGCGACGAAGAAGUCAGCUAUGAGCUAAGCAGCGACGAAGAAGACAGCUACGAGGGAAACAGUGAUGAAGAAGACAGUGACGAAGAAGGCAGUUGUGAUCGUUCGUCUGUGGUGGGUGAGCACGAAGCUUACACCACAACUGAUGAGGAAGGAAAUGGCGAUAUCGGCACAUCGAGGGACGGGCUGACUAGAAGAGGUAAAUCCUCCAUCACGAAAGACAUUCGUGGCUCCUUUCCAUUUUUGGAAAAGGUUCAAGAGAGUGAUUUACCUGCUGUAGAAUCAUUCGAAUACGCUUGUUCAGUGGCUAAAACAGAGAACGUGCCCACAAACAAAGCUUUAGCGGAAAGCGAUGGAUUCUUAGCCGUAGACGAAAAGACACAUUCGUAUCUACAUUUACUAUCAGGCAGCCACGACUCAGCAGAUUUUGGGAAGCUACGAUUAUUGUUAGCACAUCAUCCCGAUUUAGAAAUUCGUAAUCACCAGGAUCUCACACCGCUUGCCAUCGCCAUUCGAUCUAAGAAUUUGCGAGCCAUGUAUGCUCUACUUAUCUCGGGCGCAAACAUAGAAGCGCUUCUCAGUCACAGACAGACCUACUUACUUCUGGCCUGCCAUCUAGGAAAUGAAGAAGCUGUAUGGGCACUGCUUUCUGCUGGUGCCGAUACCUCCCACAAAGACGAUUACGGAAAUACUGCGGAGGAUCUUGCCGCCAUCAUUGGCCGUUCUGAUAUUGUCGAUUUAUUUUCUGGGAGAGAUAACGAUGACUCUUGUGCAGAAUCUCACUAUAGCGAAUAUUCCACCAACGAAUCUCUCGACGAGGAUUUAUCUAACGGUGAAGAAUCUGAUAUCUCAGAUUCUGGUCAACUCCCCCCAUUAUCAACACCCCAAGACCUUGCCUAUCGUCUCAAAUCAAGCCAAUCUACCUCAACGUUUGGAGAGUGA